UGGUGAUUUACCUCCACUGUCAGAAGGAACGGAAGAAAAAAAAAGUGUUAGCUGCUUGCUGUAUUCAAUGCAUACAUCCGACAAGCACGCUCCUUGGCUCCUGGUAUACCGUUCAGUCCCGUCCACCAAGAAGUCUUUCAAGCCAUGUUCGAUCAAGCUUUCGAGCAAUUGGCAGCAUCUACUGGUACGCCAGUAGAUUAUGUCAAGCUCUUUUCGCUUUUCCUCGUGUCCUAUCCAUUGGCAAUCCCUUUGGCAUACUUACCUGCACGAGUCAAGCAUACCGUCAAUAUCAGCGUGACAACGUUCUAUCUAUAUGGAAUCUUGCAACUCAAGCUCAGUUACCUGCAGGUUUUGGCCAAUUGUUUGAUCACAUACUACAUCACCAAUGCCAAUGUAGGAGGUGCGAAGAAUAUGCCAUGGAUCGUGUUCAUCUUUCAAAUGGGUCAUUUAACCAUCAAUCAUCUGGUAAGAGCGUUUGGCAACAUUCCUCUAACCACGAUCGAAAUCACUGCAAUGCAAAUGGUUCUUUGUAUGAACUUAACAAGUUUCGCUUGGAGCGUUCAUGAUGGAAAGAAUCGCAAUUUGGAAGAAUGUGACGAACAGCAAAAAUCACACAGAAUUACCGAAUUUCCUGAGUUGCUUGAAUUCUUGGGAUAUGCAUUCUACUUUCCCGGUGUCUUGGUCGGACCAUCUUCUCGCUUUACCGAUUACAGAGCAUGGGCUAGCGGAGAUCUGUACAAGACUAAAGACAAGCUUCCUCCGUCUGGACGUUUCGUAGCCGGGUUGACAGAGCUGACACUGGGAUUAGCAUUCAUGGGAUUUUGGUCAGUCUUUACGCCAAAGUACUACUAUGAUGCACUUCUGCUGCCAGCGAACGAUCCAGAGAGUGCAUUGCGAUUGAGUCCAUUAGCCCGUAUCUGGUAUGUGACCAUCGUCGGUAUCACUGCUCGUACAAAGUACUACGGUAUUUGGAACUUGACGAACGGUGCAUGCAUCAUUUCUGGUCUUUCCUACAAUGGCAUCGCAAAGGAUGGACAAAGUUCAAAAUGGGAUCGAUGCAAGAACAUCAAUGUGAGCGGAGUGGAAUUUGCCAAUAAUUGGAAAGAACUUUUGGAUAAUUGGAAUAUGAACACGAAUGUCUGGCUAAGGAACAAUGUCUACAAACGUGUUGCUCGUCCCGGAAAGAAGCCUGGAUUCAAGAGUACGAUGAUGACUUUCCUUACCAGUGCAUUCUGGCAUGGCGUUGCUCCCGGAUACUACUUUACCUUUGUUUUGGGAGGUUUGUUGCAAUCGGUUGGAAAAUCAAUGCGUGCACAUCUUCGUCCGUUUGUGUUCGCUAAUGUACGCACACCCAACCCAACUUACUCAAGUGUGACAAAAUACACGCCCAAACAAUUGAUCUACUGUACCCUUUCUGUGGUCUUUGUUCAAUUGACCAUGAACUUUGCCGCAAUGCCUUUCAUGCUUUUGGAAGUCGGAAAGAGUUGGGCAGGAUGGAAACAUCUAUACUUUUAUGGUAUCGUUGCUGCUAUUGCGCCUAUGAUCGCUUUCCGAGCAGGACUCGGUCGUGCUUUAGACAACCUCUCUGGCGUUACUGCAACCAAGAAGCGUGAGAGACAAGAGCGUGAAAAGAUGGCAAGUCCAAGCAACGGUAAUUUGCAAGUGCCAAACGUUGAUGCUGUGGAAAGAGAGGCAAUCAAAGCAGGUCAAGAAGCAAAAGAAUCGAUUGAAGGUACAAUCGAAAAACACACAAAUUAAAAAAGAGUAGGGAAAGUCAAGGAUACCUAUAAAGAAGAGUCCCGACAGACUAACUAUAAUGUCAGAUUAAUAACAGAAGAAACCUUAAUACCAUAGACAU
Meira miltonrushii is the source of this 1858-nucleotide messenger RNA. Its product is annotated as MBOAT-domain-containing protein. Gene Ontology annotation, cellular component: endoplasmic reticulum; membrane. Bases 145 to 1758 code for a protein of 537 amino acids. The record is from RefSeq and is a predicted model, not a curated record. The transcript has 2 exons. Gene Ontology annotation, biological process: glycerophospholipid biosynthetic process; lipid modification. Gene Ontology annotation, molecular function: 1-acylglycerol-3-phosphate O-acyltransferase activity; 1-acylglycerophosphocholine O-acyltransferase activity. NCBI's taxonomy places the organism in Eukaryota, Fungi, Basidiomycota, Exobasidiomycetes, Exobasidiales, Brachybasidiaceae.